CAUGUGGCCUUGCGAGCAGGCUGACAUAGAUGAUCGAAAACGGGUCCUGACUCUCCUAGCUGGAAAAACAUCACACAGAGACACCUUUGAGAUUCUUACCAACUUACCUGGACUCAGGCAUCAUAUAAACAGUAUCCAUGUAAAUGAGUAUACAGAAAUGUUCAGCACUCAUCUACAUCUGUGUGUGACGAAGCAAACAUUACAGGUUGCUGCAGAUAUUCUUGAGUUCAUGUUAAUACAUGGUAUGGCUCCUGAUACCAUCCAGCUUCAGAGCCUUAUCCAUAAACUGGGCAAGCAGAACAAUUGGAGCCGUGCCAGGGCUCUCUUUAAAUGCGCUCGGUUAGCAGGGUUUUACUCUGCUGUGGUGUGCGAAAGCGACAGUCUGUUUCUGCCCUGUGGUCUCAGUGAGAUUGAGAUGACACUGGCCUUUGAAAUGUUUAUCACCUCUGUCAAAACGAGCCUACAGCCCCCUGCUGGAUCCUCCCAACCAUUUCUGAUUAUGCUCAGACGGCAUGCUGAUGCUGCGGAUGUAACGGAGUGUGUGUACUUGGCAGCCGGCUGUCGGCUCCUCUCUGCAGCUCUCAUACCAAACCCCAAACUGAAUAUCCGCUACACAGCUGUCAAUCAAAACCAAGAACAACUCUUUCAACUGGACCGUGGGUCUGCCCACAAAUGGUUUUUACAGAACGAGCGCUGGGCACAAGAGAUAUGGGCAAGCUAACACAGGCUUGUGAACAGUCCCACAUGUCACCACUGCUGUCUUUUUCUAUGUCUAAUCAAGUUACACUAAGCAAUGCAUCUGUUUCAGACUGUUAAUUUGAAACUGGUUUCACGUAAUUGUUUUUGUGGUGUUUGUUCAUCUCCUUUUUAUAGAUGUUAUAUAGAUAUAUUUCUGUUAAAACUUUAUUGAAGGACAAGAUUUUGUUUUGAGUUGUAAAAAUUAGAGGUUUUCAUAAUGUUUAGAUUUGUGUUUAUUUGUUUCAAGGUCCUUAACAUAAAUCUAUAAAUCCCUUCAUUUUAAAGGAAUCCAAAGAAGAUUCACUCCUGGAACUUUAUUUACUUGACACCACAAACUUUGUUCCUGUUGAAAGAAAAAGCACCAUGGCCACCAUUUUUUCUAAACUCUUCUGAAAUAAUUGUGCUAUAUUUGUGAUUUAAAUCUAUUUUUUCUACUUGAGAUAAAGACACCAUAUUGUGCAGUGUGAUAUUUUUUUAUUUUAUUUUAUUUACUGUUCCUAUUGGCCAUGUAUAUCAAAAAUACUUUCUGUGGUUAAUGUAAAUACACUUGAGUGCAAUGGUCCUGAGAUGCACUUAUGUACAUUAAAAUAAUAGACAUUCCAUCAUUAGGUCUGGUUCUCAAGGGAUGUGCAAAUUUCAGUUUGUUCAGUUUAACUGAA
Messenger RNA from Xyrauchen texanus (razorback sucker), 1397 nucleotides. RefSeq names its product protein TOPAZ1-like. The transcript is spliced from 4 exons. Lineage: Eukaryota; Metazoa; Chordata; Actinopteri; Cypriniformes; Catostomidae. Gene Ontology annotation, biological process: spermatid development; spermatocyte division. Gene Ontology annotation, molecular function: protein binding. The record is from RefSeq and is a predicted model, not a curated record. Bases 2 to 721 code for a protein of 239 amino acids.